Molecule: messenger RNA, 657 nt
Organism: Drosophila ficusphila
Lineage: Eukaryota; Metazoa; Arthropoda; Insecta; Diptera; Drosophilidae
Exons: 1
Coding region: 1-657 (218 amino acids)
Molecular function (GO): catalytic activity
Source: RefSeq, a predicted model, not a curated record
AUGGGAUUUGGUUUCAAAACUCCCAAGGUGGUGCAGCAAAGAGGCACGCUGCCUAUUAUGCGCAAAAACCCAUGGCGUAAACUGCAAGCACCACACGCUAAGCAGAAGCUGCCCAGCUUAUCAGCAGGCUCUCAAAGCAAAGGGGAAAUGAAAAUUCUCCAAUUGAAUUUGAACCAUUGCAGAGCGGCCCAGGACUUGCUUGCACAAACGGUGCGAGCCUUAAAAAUAGGCCUGGCCAUCUUGAGCGAGCCAUACGCAAGUAAGCACGAUGGGAUUUGGUUUCAAAACUCCCAGGGUGGUGCAUCAAUUUGGAGCUGCAGCCCGAGACCACUGCAGAUCCAAUGCCGGCAUUCAGGCAGAGGUUUUGUCAGGGCGAAGGUGGGUAGCCUUACCAUCUACUCGUGCUACAUUGCACCCAGUGUCGACUCCCAGACAUUUGGCAGCAUUGUCGACGACAUUCUGGAGGACGCUAGAGGACGACACCCCAUCAUCAUUGCCGGCGAUUUCAACGCCUGGGCAACGGAGUGGGGCAGUCGCCUCACAAACCAUAGAGGCCACAUAUUGUUGGCCCGGUCAGGCCUCACUCUGGCUAACACAGGGACUGCCAACACCUACGAGAAGGCGGGAAUGGGUUCUGUGAUGACAUCACGUUCAUGA